UUAUGCAUCCACAUCGUAGUCAAAAUGGCUGAUCGAUCGUUGUAGAAACGUCAGUCCUAGAAGAAAUCGCAACCUUUUGAUACAAAUGAUUUAAUUUUUAAGUUUAAUUAGUUAAAUAUUUAUUUGUUAUAGUUUUGUGUGUGAUUAGAGUGCGACAAGAUGACGGCGGAGGAGCGCGAGAUACCAGCGGAAGACAGUAUUAAAGUCGUAUGUAGGUUUCGGCCUUUGAAUGAUUCAGAAGAAAAGGCUGGUUCGAAAUUUAUAGUGAAAUUUCCAUCGGGACCGGAAGAAAAUUGCAUUUCGAUCGCCGGUAAAGUCUAUCUCUUCGAUAAAGUUUUUAAGCCUAAUGCAACUCAAGAAAAAGUAUACAACGAGGCAGCUAAAAGUAUUGUCUCGGACGUUCUGGCAGGAUACAAUGGUACGAUUUUUGCGUACGGUCAAACGUCAUCCGGUAAAACACACACGAUGGAAGGAGUGAUCGGUGAUCCGUCUAAGCAAGGUAUAAUUCCGCGCAUCGUCAACGAUAUCUUUAAUCACAUUUACGCUAUGGAAGAAAAUUUAGAAUUUCACAUAAAAGUGUCGUAUUUCGAAAUUUACAUGGACAAAAUUAGGGAUCUCCUCGACGUUUCUAAAGUAAAUUUAAGCGUACACGAAGACAAAAACCGAGUUCCUUAUGUAAAAGGUGCAACAGAACGUUUCGUUUCGAGUCCCGAGGAAGUAUUCGAAUCAAUAGAGGAGGGAAAAUCGAAUCGCCACAUUGCCGUCACAAACAUGAACGAACACUCGUCACGUUCCCACUCUGUAUUUUUAAUUAACGUUAAACAGGAGAACUUAGAAAACCAAAAGAAACUAUCGGGUAAACUUUAUCUGGUCGAUUUGGCGGGUUCGGAAAAGGUUUCAAAGACUGGCGCCGAAGGUACUGUACUCGACGAGGCGAAAAAUAUUAACAAGUCACUGUCGGCGCUCGGAAACGUAAUCAGCGCAUUGGCCGACGGAAACAAAACGCACAUACCGUAUCGAGAUUCCAAACUGACCCGUAUCUUACAAGAAUCUCUGGGAGGUAACGCGAGAACCACAAUUGUAAUUUGUUGCUCGCCAGCUAGCUUCAACGAAUCAGAAACGAAGUCCACCUUGGAGUUUGGAAAAAGGGCCAAGACUGUCAAGAACGUCGUGUGUGUUAAUGAGGAACUUACGGCGGAGGAAUGGAAACGGCGCUACGAAAAGGAGAAGGAGAAGGUCGGUCGGCUUAAGGGUCGAGUUGAGAAACUCGAAAUGGAGCUUAACCGUUGGCGAAGCGGCGAAACGGUUAAGGUGGAAGAGCAGGUGAACUUGCUCGAUGACGCUACGACUCCCGUCGCCGCGAUGGAGGAGAGCAUCGUCGAAACUAAUAAUCUAGGUCCAAUGCCAGCAACCCCCGCUUUAAUGAUAGGCUCUACGAUGAGCAGCGAAGAACGACAGAAGUUAGAGCAAGAAAGAGAGCGAUUGUAUCAACAGUUGGACGAGAAGGACGAAGAGAUUAAUCAGCAUAGCCAAUAUGUAGAAAAAUUAAAGGAUCAAAUUUUAGAGCAAGACGAGCUUAUAGCUAGUACGAGACGCGAUUACGAAGCGCUUCAAGGUGAGAUGAAUCGUAUUCAACAGGAGAACGAGUCCGCCAAAGAGGAGGUUAAAGAAGUACUGCAAGCUCUCGAGGAGCUCGCUGUUAAUUACGAUCAAAAGUCGCAAGAGGUUGACGCUAAGAAUAAGGAGAUGGAAUCAUUAUCCGAAGAGUUAAUGCAGAAACAAACAUCUCUGAAUACGACGGCUUCCGAAUUACAGCAACUGAAAGACAUGAGCACCCACCAAAAGAAGCGAAUCAGUGAUAUGCUUACGAACCUUCUUAAGGAAUUGGGCGAAAUCGGUGCUACAAUAGGAGGCGACGGUGCAGACUUAAAAAUUUCCAACGACGCAGCUAAAUUGGAGGAGGAAUUUACCGUGGCCCGCCUGUACAUCUCGCGUAUGAAAAGCGAGGUGACGAACCUAACGCAGCGGCUUCACGAGCUCGAGGGAUCUCAGCAGGAUAGCAAUCGCAAGGUGACCGACUACGAGAAGGAGCUCAGCGAGUGUCGAUUGCUGAUCUCGCAGCACGAGGCGCGCAUGAAAAGUCUUCAGGAGUCGAUGCGCGAGGCGGAGAAUAAGAAGCGCACCCUGGAGGAGAGCGUCGACGCACUUCGCGAGGAAUGCGCCAAGUUAAAAGCGGCCGAACAGGUUUCAUCUGCGAGCGAAAGCGAAAAGAAAGAGGCAGCGCAAUUACGUGCAGCUCUUGAACAACAAAUGGACCAAUUGCGAGAUGUCCAUCAAAAACAGGUGGCGGCGCUUCGUGACGAGAUUGCCGAGAAACAACAACUUAUCAACGAUAUCAAAGACUCGAACCAAAAGCUAAUGCUAACGCAACAGCAAUUGCAAUCCGACUAUGAGAAGGUCAAGGCGGAAGAAACGGAUAAGUCCAACAAAUUGCAGGAACUCAUUUCUACUAACGAGCGUCGUGAACAAGCGCGAAAGGAUCUCAAGGGGCUCGAAGAUACAGUUGCUAAAGAACUUCAGACUUUACAUAAUCUCCGUAAACUGUUCGUGCAAGAUUUACAGGCCCGAAUUAAAAAAGCUAUCACUUCCGACGAUAACGAAGAGGACGGAGGAUCUUUGGCGCAGAAGCAGAAAAUCUCAUUCUUAGAAAAUAAUUUAGAUCAACUCACGAAGGUGCACAAACAGUUGGUGCGCGACAACGCCGAUUUGCGGUGCGAGCUACCAAAGUUGGAGAAACGUCUGCGCGCCACGAUGGAACGUGUCAAAGCUCUCGAAUCCGCACUGAAGGAAGCCAAAGAGGGUGCUAUGCGCGAUCGUAAAAGGUAUCAAUACGAGGUGGACCGUAUUAAGGAGGCGGUCCGACAGAAGAACCUCGCGAGGCGUGGUCCUGUUGCUCAAAUUGCGAAACCGAUCCGUGCCGGUCAACAGCAUCACGCCAUUAUCGGUGGUACUAAUGCAGUUCGUCCUAUGGCCAAAGUUAUUAAUAGCGACGAUGGUCAAAAACGCAAAUCUAUUAUUGCCACUGGAAAUAAAGGUGAAUGAUGAGUGCUGAAACAACUAUCCGAAGCUGAAAUGGUGCAUUAAUUAGAAGUAGUGAAGGAACUUGAAAAAAAAGUAAUACCAAAUAUAUUACUACUAAUACGGCUGCGUUUUAAGUUUUUUUAUGCAAACUUCCCCGGCAGUUAUUAAAAAUGAACGCCCGGCUAAUUUUGCGUAAAGACACUUAUUUAUACGUGCUUACUCGCUUAUUUUAUUCUAGUAUAAGGUGCACUUUUCAACUAUGUUUCCUAAGCAGAUUGCUCUCAUUAAAAUGUUGAGCAGUUAGCUUCGAAAAUAUUUUUAAAGUUAAACGCUGUUGUUGUCACCACAUCAUAGAUGUAGCAGGGGUCUUAAAUCGGUUUCUUUUUUAUAAAGCUUAUGUGGUUGUACAGUAAUCGAUGGUAUAACUGAUAUUUUACUACUUUACUGUGUUAUUUAUUGGCAGUGGUGUACAAUAAUUGUUGGAAUUACAAGUGCAAUGUAUUUAUUGAGAUAAAAGGAGACACUUUCCAGUGAAUUUGCACCGAGUUAGUGCUUGUUAUGAAAUGUCGCCACGUCUAUACCCCAGUACUUUUCUUUUCUUUGAGCAAAACUGACAAUAGAUUAAUGGGUGAAAUGCGCACGGACCGAUACUGGAAAAUGGAUCUAUUAGUAGUAGCAAAGCACUCUUUAGUUAAAUUAAUACAACACUAGUAUAAUUUUCUAGUAAAUUUAUAUUUUCCUACUAAAGUACGUCUUUCUUCCUUUGUACAGUAGCUAAAUUAUUUUCGAUUUAUUUAUAUUUGAUUGUAUAAAUUAUGUGCUUUUUAAUUUUAUUAAAUAUUUUGUGUUACGUU
Photinus pyralis (common eastern firefly) is the source of this 3935-nucleotide messenger RNA. It is a transcript of the gene Khc, whose product is annotated as kinesin heavy chain. Gene Ontology annotation, molecular function: microtubule binding; ATP binding; microtubule motor activity. Gene Ontology annotation, biological process: microtubule-based movement. Lineage: Eukaryota; Metazoa; Arthropoda; Insecta; Coleoptera; Lampyridae. The record is from RefSeq and is a predicted model, not a curated record. Bases 160 to 3102 code for a protein of 980 amino acids. The transcript has 13 exons.